Messenger RNA from Nymphalis io (European peacock), 1179 nucleotides. Its product is annotated as probable isoaspartyl peptidase/L-asparaginase GA20639. The record is from RefSeq and is a predicted model, not a curated record. The coding region runs from base 86 to 1027 and encodes 313 amino acids. Gene Ontology annotation, molecular function: asparaginase activity. The transcript is spliced from 6 exons. NCBI's taxonomy places the organism in Eukaryota, Metazoa, Arthropoda, Insecta, Lepidoptera, Nymphalidae.
UAUAAUGUACAUCUUUUAUAUUAAUACCUAAUAGAUAGUGAUACAAUACCGCACAUUAAAGUAACAUUUAUUUAAAAAUCUUAAAAUGGAGCCUAUUAUUAUUGUUCACGGUGGUGCUGGAGACAUUCCAGAAAGUCGUGUUCAAGGGAAAUUAAAUGGAGUUAAAGCAUCUGCAGCUGCUGGCCAAAAAAUUUUAGCACAAGGCGGUUCUGCCUUAGAUGCAGUAGAAGCAGCAGUUGUACUCAUGGAAAAAGAUGAAUAUUUUAAUGCUGGCUAUGGAUCUGUUUUAAAUUUGAGAGGUGAAGUAGAGAUGGAAGCUAGUAUUAUGUGUGGGAAUAAUCUUGAUGUUGGGGCAGUUACUCUUAUUAAAGAUUUUCUUCAUCCAAUAAGUAUUGCCCACAAAGUUCUUACAACUUCCCCUCAUUCAUUACUGGGUGGUGAAGGUGCUAAAAUAUUUGCUUUGGAAAUGGGAUUCCCAAUGGUUCCUCCUGAAUCCUUAAUAAGUGAAAAUGCGAAAAAUGCUUUAUGUGAAUUUUUAAAGCAUGGUGAAUUUGGUAGAACUGAAAUAGGACUAAAAGAUGAGGGUGGUGUUGGUACAGUGGGUGCUGUUGCAAUAGAUUGUAAUGGCCAUGUAGCUGUAGCUACUAGUACUGGUGGCAUGAGUGGAAAAGCUGUUGGUCGUAUCGGUGAUACCCCACAAAUUGGUAGUGGUACUUAUGCUGAUGAUAAUAUUGGAGGAGUGUCUACAACAGGCCAUGGGGAAUCUAUUCUUAAAUAUUGUUUAGCACAUAGCAUAAUCAAGCUAAUGCAAAGUGGUUAUGAUGCAAAUACAGCAACUAAGUUAGCCAUCAAUGGAAUGACUGAACGUCUAAAAAAUACAGCAGGUGCGAUAACUCUAUCAAAGACUGGUGAUGUUGGCAUUAACUUUAGCUCAAAAAGAAUGGCUUGGGCUUAUAUUAAAUCAAACAAAAUAUUUUUUGGAAUAGAAAAAGAUGAAAUUCUUGAAGAGGAUUAUGUGACUGCAUGAGAGUUUUUUUUUCACUAUAAUAUAAAUAUAUAUUUCUAUCUUAUGCACAUUGGAAACAUUGACUGACACUCUUUUUGUUUUGAUAAAAUUAUGACUAAUAAAUGUAUAGUGAUAUUUUUCUAGGAUAUUUUUGACUGGUUAUAUUAUUAAUA